AUGAAGUUCACAACCCAGCAGCCAAUAAAGCAACCCCUGGAGCAAAGGGACAAAAGCAAGCAUUGCGCUUAUCAUCGAGAUUAUGGGCAUUCAACCAAUGAUUGCAGAUCCCUUAGGUCUGAAGAUGAUCAAGAGUCCGAGGGGGUAUACAGAUCUAGAUUGAGGGCAGCCCACAAGCUCAGGAAGAUAUCCUCUAUCAAUGCUAUCGCUUCGGGUAGCAUCAGUAUUGGAUUCGGAGAUGGCAACCUAUCCAGAGUUCAACUCCCCCACGAGGAUCCAUUGGUCAUCAGUCUUUUAGUGGCCAACUGUAUGAUUAAGAGGGUUUUGUUAGAUCCAGGAAGUAGCGCCAACAUCAUCACAAAGACGAGCCCUCUGUCCAAGUAUCUUAAGGUAGAGGAGGAAGAAGAAAUUGCGAAGCCCAUCGAGGAGACCCUUGAAGCUGUGGAAGUUAUCCUCGGCGACCCUCAGAAGGUCACUUAUUUAGGCUCUUCCUCCACGUCUGAAGAAAAAGAGGCGUUAAUUGAUGUUGUUCGGAGCAAUGCAGAUGCUUUUGCAUGGGAUCACUCGGACAUGGUAGGAAUCGACCCUUUAGUUUCCUGCCAUAGCUCGAAGGUGGAUCCGGAGUUCAAACCGGUUAAGCAGAAACACCGAAGGUUUGCCCCCGAGCGCAAUCGCAUUAUAGCUAAGGAAAAGAAAGGAAAGUGGAGGGUUUGUGUAGGCUAUACCAACCUUAACAAGGCCUGCCCUAAAGAUAGCUUCCCUCUGCCCAAGAUAGAUCAGAUAGUUGAUGCUACCACCGGCUACGAGAGGCUAACAUUCCUUGAUGCAUACUUGGGAUACAAUCAAAUUCCUAUGAACCCUGAAGAUGAAGAAAAAAAUGGCUUUCAUUACAGAAAAGGGGACUUAUUGUUACAGGGUAUGCCCUUCGGACUGAAGAACGCUGGGGCUACUUAUCAACGUCUUAUCAAUAAGAUCUUUGACAAUUUGUUGGGAAAGACAGUUGAAGCAUAUAUAGAUGACAUGGUGGUCAAAAGUGUGAAGAAGGAAGACCAUCCGAGGCACUUCCAGGAAGUUUUUGAUACCUUGAAGAAGUACAACAUGAAGCUGAACCCAUCCAAGUGCUCCUUUGCGGUAUCAUCAGGUCAAUUCCUCGAUCACAUAGUGAAUAAAAAAAGGGAUAGAGCGACAAGUGCAGCAUUGAUUAGAAAGGAAGGGAAGAGGCAAUAUCCAGUUUUCUAUACAAGUAAGACAAUGACGGAUGUGGAGACACGCAUUGUGGUACUCACUAACUAUCCUAUACGGGGUAUACUCUCUAAGCCCGAUCUAUCUGAGAGAAUUACCAAAUGGGCUAUCGAGCUCAGUUCCUUCGACAUAACUUAUGAGUCGAAGGUGUCGCACAAGGGACAAGCCGUAGCAGACUUUCUUCUAGAAUAUGAAGACACUCCCGUAGAGCCGGAACCCCCUGACCCACAGUGGGAGCUUCGGGUCGAUGGUUCCUUGAAUCAAACAAGUGCAGGGGUAGGGGUUGUUAUGUCAACACCCGAAGGAACCAAGUUGCAGCAGUCUAUUUGCUUGAUAUUCCCUGCUACAAACAAUGAGGCCGAAUAUGAGGCGUUACUUGCUGGUCUUCGAUUGGCUAACAACCUCCAGGUACAUUGUUUAAAGGUUUUUAGUGACUCACUGCUUGUUAUAAAUCAAGUGACAGGUCAGUACCAUCCCAAAGAGGAAAGAAUAAAGGCAUAUAAAGAAGCUGUAGAGAAUGUUAUAGGGGAAUUCGAUCAAAUCGAAUUCUGUCAGGUACCUCGUGUUGGGAAUGCCGAAACAGAUCAAUUAGCCACAGCAGCGUCAUCCUCAAAUGAAGAUCUGACUUGGAUUGUGCCGAUUGACGUUUGGGACGAACCCAGCAUUAACCCUCAGCAAGAAGUAAUGGUGAUUCCAGUUAUUCCUCGAGAGCCAUGCUGGAUUGAUCCAUUAGAAGUCUACCUCAAGCAUGGAAUUCUUCCAAACCAGAAGCUUGAAGCACGGAACCCUACUGAGGCUCUUGUGGUGUUGAAACAAAUCUAUGAUGGAGAUUGCGGCAACCAUUCUGGGGGUAGAUCCCUUGCACAUAAAGUUCUAACUCAAGGCUACUUCUGGCCGUACUUGGCCCGGAAUGCAGAAGAGUAUACUCGGAGAUGUGACACAUGUCAACGCCACGGUCCAAUGAAGCAUCAACCUGUCGAAGAUUUGCAUGCAAUGGCAAAUCCAUGGCCAUUCGCACAAUGGGGGAUUGAUAUGGUGGGCCAUUUACCCAAGAGCGUGGAGCAAAAGAAGUACAUGCUACUGGCUACAGAUUACUUUACAAAAUGGGUAGAAGCCGAGGCUUACUCAAGUGUGACCCAUGAGCAGGUAAAAAGUUUCCUUUGGAACAACAUCAUUUGCCAGUUUGGGGUCCCAAAAGUCAUUAUGAUGGACAAUGGUAAGAACCUCGACAAUAAAAGUACAAGAAAAUUCUUCGCUCAGCAUGGAAUUAUACAAAAACUAGCUGCAGUGCUUUGGGCGUACCGAACCACUCCACGGCGGCCCACGGGGGAAAGUCCCUUUGCCAUGGCUUAUGGAUCCGAAGCUGUGAUCCCAACCGAAGCGGCAGUUCCAACCCUUCGGACAUUCUUGUUGCUUGAAGGAAACAAUAGUCAGCAGCUCAAUAUAGUCUCGAUUUCCUGGAUGAAAAAAGGGAUGCCGCAGCAAUUAGGAUUACUUCAUAUCAUCAACAGCUGUGCAACAAUUAUAACAAACGCGUCAGGUUCAGGAGCUUUGUGGUAG
Cornus florida is the source of this 2802-nucleotide messenger RNA. RefSeq lists its product as uncharacterized. The transcript has 8 exons. Bases 1 to 2802 code for a protein of 933 amino acids. Gene Ontology annotation, molecular function: nucleic acid binding; RNA-DNA hybrid ribonuclease activity. The record is from RefSeq and is a predicted model, not a curated record. Lineage: Eukaryota; Viridiplantae; Streptophyta; Magnoliopsida; Cornales; Cornaceae. Gene Ontology annotation, biological process: DNA integration.